Molecule: messenger RNA, 258 nt
Organism: Parascedosporium putredinis
Lineage: Eukaryota; Fungi; Ascomycota; Sordariomycetes; Microascales; Microascaceae
Source: the annotation of a GenBank genome assembly
AUGGUUCUUUCUAUGCUUCCCACGCCGCCGCGCCUCGCCACUACCAUCAUCGAGGUUACGUCGAUGCAAAGCCUCCUCAGGCGGGGAAGAGUGAGGAGUGAAGAGGCCAAGAUGACGCAAAACAUACCCGGCUUUUGUUUUGGAUUCCGUGCAGUAUCUGGCCGGGAGCAGGGCACCCGGAGCAUCAUGCCUUUCAGGACUUCACUUACCUCCGGCUGCCCCCUCCCCCAGGAUGCGCUGCGCGAGCUUGGCCUCUAA